Molecule: messenger RNA, 300 nt
Organism: Aspergillus niger
Lineage: Eukaryota; Fungi; Ascomycota; Eurotiomycetes; Eurotiales; Aspergillaceae
Exons: 3
Coding region: 1-300 (99 amino acids)
Source: RefSeq, a predicted model, not a curated record
AUGCCCAUGCCUGGAAUCAAGUGUCCCCAAUGCCUUUCAGAGGGAACUGACGUUUGGGUCAUCCCCGGCAAGAAUUGCCACAAGUGCGGAACUGCAUCACCUAGAAACCGCUUCAACUCUGUUCGGGAGCAGGACAAUCCGACUCCUGAGGAUGGGAAAAAAAGGACCGGAAACUCUUCACUUCCUUCCAGAAAAAAAUUCGAAUUACCUCCGGCUGUUAUUCAUAUCGCGCGAUUACCUGUUGUGUUCAUGAUGAAGCGAGGCAGACGGCAGAUCGGCUGGGAGGAAAAUGAGAAAUGA